UCAAUGGCUGAACUUCCGAAUCUCGGUCAACACUGUGAUGCGGAGCUGUGCAAUUUACUCGGUUUGUUUCUUGUAUUGAUCAUUAUUGAACUUUGGAAAAAAAUAGUUCUUCAUUUAGACUUUCUUCCUGUACGAUGUGAUGCUUGUUCGAAAACUUUCUGCAUAAAUCAUUUCACUUAUGAGUCGCACAAAUGUGGCAAGGCCUAUGAAAAGGACGUACAAGUUCCGGUUUGUCCCCUGUGCAGUAGGCCCGUACCCACACCCAGAAGUGUUUCUCCAGAUGUCCAGAUCAAUGAACAUAUUCUGAAUAACUGUGCUGUUAAUGCAAAGAAGAAGCUGUUCUCAAAUAAGUGCACCGUGAAAGGGUGUAAAAAGAAAGAGCUUGUUCCCAUCAUUUGUCCAUCAUGUAACAAUAACUUUUGCCUUGCACAUCGUCAUGAGGCUGAUCACCGCUGUGGUCAAGUGGAGAGCAACCUCGCCAUUUCCAAAGCAACAGCUGCGACUCUUGCGAGAAAUCAGGGCAGGCACAAUUGUGCAACUGAGGCCAGGAAAUCCCACAUCUCUGAAGACCAAGCGUUGUCGAUAGCUCUGGCAGAUUCCAUGCGCGACGUUGAGAUCAGUUCCGAAGAGAGCGAUAGGAGACUAGCAGAACAACUGCAGCAAUAUGAAUAUGAAAUGUAG
Messenger RNA from Angiostrongylus costaricensis, 681 nucleotides. Lineage: Eukaryota; Metazoa; Nematoda; Chromadorea; Rhabditida; Metastrongylidae. The record is from the annotation of a GenBank genome assembly.